Drosophila hydei is the source of this 866-nucleotide messenger RNA. RefSeq lists its product as uncharacterized. The record is from RefSeq and is a predicted model, not a curated record. Bases 132 to 776 code for a protein of 214 amino acids. NCBI's taxonomy places the organism in Eukaryota, Metazoa, Arthropoda, Insecta, Diptera, Drosophilidae. The transcript has 2 exons.
GAAACAACCUUAGCCCGUUAUUCACAGCAAAAAUUCAUAGCGUCAACACACUCAAUAUUCCAAAAACAAAACAUAUUUAUAUAUUUUCUAGCCCGUACAAGACAAUACACUAAAUACUCAGACAGUCAAACAUGUGCGAUAUUAAUGAUGUUGAUAAACAAAAGCUUAAAUUUACCGGCUGCUGCAGCAUGACCGACAGCGAACUCUCCAAGCUAUACAAUCUGGAUAUACUCACCGACGUCGAACUGGCCGCCGUUGGUGUCGCGCGCGACUCUCUGAUCGACGACUACCGCCACCUGCACGAAUUGUCGCAGAUGAGAGAAUUGGAAAGCCUGCCAACACUGACGAAACGCUUCGUCUCCAAGCUGAAAAGGCCCAAAUUCAAGUCGCCCCGCAAGCCGAGCAAAGUCUUCAGCUACGAUCUGCUGAACAAGUUCUUCCGCUGCAUGCAGUCCGAGUCCGUGGGCUUCUGUCGUUUCAUGGAGCAGGAGCUGAAGAUCAUAACCGACUUUCAGCGCGAUACCAAAAUUCUGUUGCUGUCGCCGCGAGAGCGCGAGUUCGCCCGUUACGAAUCAUACUUCGACUAUUUGGAUGCGCUCUACAAGUCCGGCGAACAGGAUCGUGUCAUAUCGAUCGUGGCCAAGGUGAUGAUCAACUUCCAUCGCGAUCCCAAUCCAGUCAAACUGCUGCCCGGUUAUGGGCGCGGCUAUGGGCCGCAUUACGCUCGCAAUCGCACGGUCGUUGUCAAGCAGAAGCCAAAAUUGACAAAUCUCUAAAAUGAAGUUAAGUCCCGCCCCAUGGCCCCCGACAGCCCCAGCCCCUGUCCCUCCCCCGAGCCCCACUUAAAUGUCAGCUAAAUUGAUAAC